Molecule: messenger RNA, 1061 nt
Organism: Oncorhynchus gorbuscha (pink salmon)
Lineage: Eukaryota; Metazoa; Chordata; Actinopteri; Salmoniformes; Salmonidae
Gene: ttc32
Product: tetratricopeptide repeat domain 32
Exons: 3
Coding region: 124-534 (136 amino acids)
Molecular function (GO): protein binding
Source: RefSeq, a predicted model, not a curated record
UACGUUCCCCCUGGCGUCAACACGCACCAAGCGUGUUAGUGUAUUUGUCCACAAAUAUACUCAUUUCCGGUAAGAGUUUCUGAAGCGGAAAACAGAUUUCCAUCCAAACAUUUUAUGCAUUAAAUGGAACAAGACAGAUGCCAAACUCUUGAACGCGCCAAUGUUGAGUUUAAAAAACGGAAUUUUAAGCAGGCAGAAGAACUAUAUACAAAGUUCCUCGCAUCAUGCUGGAAAACAAGAAAUUGUGAUGCCAGUGACCUUGCUACUGCUCACAACAACCGUGGGCAGAUAAAGUACUUCAGGGUGGAUUUUCGUGAGGCAAUGGAGGACUACACUUCUGCAAUUGAGGCCAAUUGCCAGUUUGAAGUAUCAUUCUACAACCGAGGACUAAUACAUUAUAGAUUAGGUUUUUUCCAAGAUGCAGAGAUGGACUUCAAGAGGGCUCUAGAACUCAACCCCAACUUUGAAGAUGCCAAAGUGAGCUUACAACAAACACUAUUGGACCAAGAGCACAAGAUCAAUAGGGGAUAUUGAGAAUGUAUUAGGUUUUCCCCUUAGCUACACUCUAAUGACAAGAAAUCUCAACAAAGUAAUUGCCAGUAUGUCUUCAAUUUGAAUUGGCACAAAAAUGUGUCCAUGUAUGAUGUUGCAUAUGUUUUUUGGGAUAAGAUCAAUUAUUAGAUUAUGGUAGAUAUAAAGUGUAGAUUCACAACAUACCCAUUCUUAUCAAAGAAUUUACCUCCAGUGUUUGACAACCAUGAACAACCUCUGUUGCCCUCAUACUAAUUAAGAUGAUAAUGCUGUAAUGUAUACAGCACAUGUUUUUUUUUAACCUUUGGAUGGUGUACAAUUUUUCUGUUAUUCACCCAAUGUUCGUGGGUCUGAUGGACCCACAACAUUAUUGGGUCUUUAAAAUGAUACAGCAUAACAAUUUAUGUAAAAAAUACUUACUGUAGAUGUUGACAAAUUGCAAGCAAUAUAGACUGCAUACAUGGUUAAUAUAUGCCAUUUACCGCUGCUAGAUCACAUUUACCAAUAAAAGCACUAUUUAAAAAAAUAUA